This is a messenger RNA of Syngnathoides biaculeatus (alligator pipefish), 816 nucleotides long. It is a transcript of the gene spag8, whose product is annotated as sperm associated antigen 8. Lineage: Eukaryota; Metazoa; Chordata; Actinopteri; Syngnathiformes; Syngnathidae. The record is from RefSeq and is a predicted model, not a curated record. Bases 132 to 647 code for a protein of 171 amino acids. Gene Ontology annotation, biological process: positive regulation of transcription by RNA polymerase II. Gene Ontology annotation, molecular function: microtubule binding. Gene Ontology annotation, cellular component: nucleus; cytoplasm. The transcript is spliced from 6 exons.
CGUGACCAUGGAGACACCCCCAUCGUCGGGACGCGGCUUGUUGCUGCGGAGAAUUCAUUUCAAAGCAGUUCACUGACGCCCGUCUCAUCCUCGUCUUGUUUUCCACGAGGUACUUUCCUAAAAUUGCUGAAAUGGAGAACGGCGCGGUAGUUGUCAAUCAAAAUCAAAAUAAUGACGGGCCCGAAGAGCAAACAAGAGAGCAAAUCCUGAGGCACGGACACAAGGGAAUACUCACCAUGAACACGGGGGCGAAAAUGGAGAGUAUCACCACCCUGAAAGCAACAUAUCCCCCUCCAAAGAGUCCAGGGGUGAGACUGCGAGGCAUCAGGACUGAACUUUUGGAAAGAAGAAUUGCUCAGAUAAUAAAAGACAAGAUUCAUGCAGAGCGCAACCCCCCCCUUCCCCAAACUGAUUUCUCGACCACAACCCAGAGGGAUUUUCGAGUUGAGGGCUUUGUGGCCCAAACUACAAAAAAUAACCGCUUUCAUGAUUAUAAAACUGAGCAGGCCAUCAGCUACUGGAGUGAAAAUUACCAGCGGAUUCAGGGUGUGAGUCCAGUAGAGUGCCCAAACACGCCCUUCAGAAAGUCGGCCCAGUUUUCCACACCCAUCGGUGAACAGCGGGAAGACGUUGACUCCUUCAUUUAGUAAUUGUCAAGAUGUCUGCAUUUUAAAUGGACUUGGACAAUCAAUUCUAUGCUUCUAUUGCGUUGCAUUUCUUAUGACUAGCUAUCGUCACACAUUUUUCUAAACCGCGUGUACGAGUGGUACUGAUACUAGUUUUCCCUUUGAUGCACUAAACUAGAGGUCUAUUCAA